AUGUGCUAUAAAAGAUGGCGCUUGCGCCAGAGGAUGUCAUUUGCGUUUGCUUGUUUUGUGGCGAUUAAUAAUAAUCUCUUCCCUGGAUCGGACCACUGCGAAGCUUUGCAGAAUCCAAGAUCCAGUCAUGAAUCACUAUUUAAAUGUGUGUCUGAAAAUCACCAUCUGCGUGUCUUUGUAUUGCUUAUUCUUAACAUGUCUCAUUAUGGUCAUCAAUGCAUCAUAUUACUCGGUAAAUAUCCUCAGCUUAUAUGCUACCUCUAUCAGACUUUUCGAACAAUAUGUGGAAGUGAAAGAAUACUCAGAUGUUUCUCAAAUACUGAGGAGGACUUUUACAAGAUCAGGAACAUGACUAACAAGAGGGAUGGAUGCAAAAUUAACAUCGAUCAAGUCAAACCCUUGAAUGUGUGCGUAGCUCUGGGCCGUUUAUAUGACCUAACUCUCUGCGUGCAUCAAGUUAAUGAAAUUCUGAAGGAAUUAUUCAUUGCCAGUGUAGACCAGGCAACUCAGGCCAAUGAAGCUUCUAUAUAACAUUGCUUCGCUGUAUUUGGUGAUUAAGAAGAGGUGGAGGAAUACAGUAAAACGCAGAUUUAUAAGAGAGAUAAAGAAUGGAUAUAACAAGAGUAGGUUUUUCUUUUUGUUCAAUUACUGUUUUUUUUUUAGGUUUCUGAAGUUACGAACUUCUAGUGUUAUAGCCUUUUGGGAUUUAUCGAUGGUUUCAUUAUGUAUACAUCGUUUGGGCAGUGUAAAGGAAUGUGUUUGUAGGUUGCAAAUUAUUGGCUUUGGUACUCACAUAGUUAUAGGAAAACCCAAUCUGAAUUGUAAUAGCUGUGAAAUUAAGUUUGAAUAGAAGUAAAUGUUUUGUGUUAUGAUUUGUAUAAAGAAUUUUAAAUUUAAUUUGAAUAGUUUAUUUGAAAUC
This is a messenger RNA of Gryllus bimaculatus (two-spotted cricket), 919 nucleotides long. The record is from the annotation of a GenBank genome assembly. NCBI's taxonomy places the organism in Eukaryota, Metazoa, Arthropoda, Insecta, Orthoptera, Gryllidae.